AUGUCGUGUUUGAGCCUUUUGACCUCUGUUUUCCACUCUCCUCCAUCAAGUCAAGAACCAAGUGAACUCCGUGUGAACCAGCAACCUAAAGACGGACAAAUUCUGUGCCUCCCUAAGUUUAAAACAGAGAAAGAAACACUUGAAGUCAGCGUAUUGAAACUUUCUUUCGCUGUGGAUCCUGGGGAGAAAAUAAUCUUGGCUUCCCACACAUCAGCACCCGCCUCCCUCCCUGACCCCCGCUCUCCCUUCGCCCACGGUGAGGUGAGCGGAUCUCACCGUCCUCUCCCCGCGGCCGUCCCGGUGCUGCAGAUCCCGCUAACCGGGCCACGCCUUGGUGAAGAGAGUAGCUCUAAAGCCGAAGUCUUGCUAACAGGGAGCGGGCAGCCUGCUGCGGGGGAGGCAGAGCGGGACCCCGGCGGGUGCUUUCCUCCUCCUGCAGCGGUGGCAUCUGGCAACUGCCAUCUCUUCCAGGGCAUCCUGAAUUUGGGCACGAGUGAGAACAAGCUUUGCUUUGACUUAAUAGAGGAGAGACUCACAAGGCCUGACAUGAAUUAUCUGCAGCCCCAUCUUUUCCAGUAUUCUGAUACGCAAGGCACUAGAAGCUUCAGAGAAGAAAUUGCCGAAUUUCUAACUGACUAUGCCAGAGCUGCAAAAGCACUGAAUCCGGACCAUAUAACUGUUAUGAAUGGCUGUUGUGCUGUUUUUGCUACUCUGUCAACUGUAUUAUGUGACCCUGGUGAUGGAUAUCUUAUUCCAGCUCCAUACUAUGGUGGUAUAAAUUCGAAAACAUGGCUAUAUGGCGGAAUACAGCCUGUUCACGUGCCCUUGUUCAGUGAGGAGACUGAUGAAGAAAGUCACCCUUUCCAGUUAACAGUUGAAAAAUUAGAAGAUGCAUUACAGAGAGCUAAAAAGCAGGGCAUCCGAGUCAGAGCAUUAAUCCUGAUCAACCCCCACAAUCCAUUAGGGGACAUUUACCCAGCACAGUUACUGAAAGAAUGUCUAGAGUUUGCGCACAGGUAUGGAUUGCAUGUAAUAAUGGAUGAAAUAUACAUGCUGUCUGUUUAUGAUGAUACCACCUUCACCAGUGUUCUUAGCUUAGAUUGUUUACCAGAUCCAGAACGGACACAUUUUAUGUGGGGUUUCAGCAAGGAUUUUGGUAUGAGUGGUAUCAGAGUUGCAGUAUUGUACACCCGAAAUCAUGAAAUUCAGAAAGCUGUGAAUCAACUGGCUGUCUUCCAUAGCUGUCCUGGACCUGUUCAGCAUGUUCUCAGUCAGUUCCUUAGGGACAGAGAUUGGUUGGAUAAUGUGUUUUUUCCCACCAACAAAAAGCGACUUAAAGAAGCACAGAAUAUUCUUGUGGAUGGGCUUGCAGAUGUUGGAAUACCUGUGCUCAAAAGUUCAGGAGGACUCUAUGUGUGGGCAGACUUCAGAAAAUUCUUAAGAUCACAGACAUUUGAAGCCGAACUUGAAUUAUGGCAGAAGUUCCUUGAUAAAAAACUCCUGAUUAGUCCUGGAAAAGCUUUUUAUUGUUAUGAACCUGGAUGGUUUAGACUGGUUUUCUCCGAUUCCGUAGAUAAGAUUUACUUGUGUAUUCAGAGACUUGAGCAAAUGUUACACAGUCACGCUGCUGAACCAGGCGCAAACAACACAUCUUCCUCUGCAGACGCUUUAUGCAAUCCAGAAAAAGAUUCUUCAGACCAACCUUCAAGUACACCAGGAGAAGAUGUCUCCCAGCUAAAAAAUAUACUUGUUUAUUAAAAUCAUAUUUGCAUUUAAUAAUAAUUUAGCAUGCUUAUGUUUACUAAAGGCGUGUGUGACUUCAGUAUUUUUGGCUGUAACCUUGCAUAACACACUCACUUCGCUGUGACCUGGCAUUAAUAAUCUUGCAAGUGGACUUGCUAAAGCUGAAUUUUAAGGAAUAUGGACCUCCUGGAUAUUGUGAAAUUAGCCCCUGUGAAGCACAGGACUUUGUUUUACUCCAUUUCAAGUGUGCUAUGUGUCUGUAAAAUCAGUGAGUCUUACUCUAUACUUGCACAGUUGUUGAAUUAUGAAAUUUUGAAAACACUGGUAAAAUGGUUGUGCAUAUUACUAUAUACUAUGGACUGUAUAUUUUAAUCAGAAUACUGAAAGUACUGAAUCAGGUGAUAUUCAAAUUUUGCUAACCUUUUGUAGCUGGCAAAAUGUUUCUGUAUAUUCACGAGAUUUCUCUAAACAUAUACCUCUCAAACAUUUUAUACACCCUUCUGUAUAUGCAUGCUAAGUGAGUACUUUCUGAUUUAGAUUUUUGGCUUCUGGGCUGCCUUUCAGAUUAUGUCUGUGUGCCUGUAUUCAUUGGAUAGUGUUUUCAUACACUAACUAUAAAAAACCCUUGAAGGUCUGUAAUGUAUACUCAUUUGACAGAGUUGCAUGGGGACUUUUUUGCUUUGUUUUUGAUUUGUUGGGGUUUUUUUUUAAAGUAUUUGCAGACUUAAUUCAGCGUUUGCUCCAUUAUUUAGGUUUGGUGAGAGAAAACCAGAAUUGCAAAAUUAACAUUCUUAUGUUAAUCUGAGACUGCUUCUGAGCGUUGGGGAAAGAGAGAAUGUAGAGAUUUGUAACAGAAAAGUGAGGGUUGCUGUGGAUGGCAGCGUGUGUGCCAGCACCAGCAGAAACAGCAGAAGAAGAGUGAAAGGCAUGCUCUGCAUUGAUAAUGAUGGACGCUGCUCCCAGUCAGUCAGACCAAGGAGUGGGGCAAGCCCAGAUGGUCGGCGUGCUGACAAGACCAUAGCACAGACGGCUCCUCAACAGAGGGCCCUGCGCUCUACAAGGGGAGGAUGGCAACAAGCCAGCAUAUCACACGUGCCAUUCCUUUAUGGCAUUAAUGUGAGUGUGUAAAACCAAUUUGUUAAAAGAUUUGUUAAAUAGAUUUUUCUCCAGAUCUGGCAUGGGGUUUUGUUACACUGAUUUUCUACAGGAAACAUUGUUACUUGUUUCUACCUCCAAGUACUGCAGUGAGUUGGUGUCCUGGUUUCAGCAGGGAUAGAGUUAAUUUCCUUCCUAGUAGCU
Molecule: messenger RNA, 3042 nt
Organism: Aptenodytes forsteri (emperor penguin)
Lineage: Eukaryota; Metazoa; Chordata; Aves; Sphenisciformes; Spheniscidae
Product: 1-aminocyclopropane-1-carboxylate synthase-like protein 1
Exons: 15
Coding region: 1-1758 (585 amino acids)
Biological process (GO): amino acid metabolic process; biosynthetic process
Molecular function (GO): pyridoxal phosphate binding; transaminase activity
Source: RefSeq, a predicted model, not a curated record